This is a messenger RNA of Osmerus eperlanus (European smelt), 2109 nucleotides long. RefSeq names its product phosphorylase kinase, gamma 2 (testis) (gene phkg2). The coding region runs from base 163 to 1335 and encodes 390 amino acids. The transcript has 10 exons. NCBI's taxonomy places the organism in Eukaryota, Metazoa, Chordata, Actinopteri, Osmeriformes, Osmeridae. Gene Ontology annotation, biological process: protein phosphorylation; glycogen biosynthetic process. Gene Ontology annotation, cellular component: phosphorylase kinase complex. Gene Ontology annotation, molecular function: phosphorylase kinase activity; ATP binding; calmodulin binding. The record is from RefSeq and is a predicted model, not a curated record.
AAGUGCUUGGGUAUCUUAUGUAACUUUACUAUCGAAACCUGAAGUUGGCAAUGGCGAGGUUAUACACGGUUUGACAGCAAUAUGGUGCAUAGUGCCAGUACAUUCAGUUAGAGGACUUUUUUACUGCAUCUUUCUUUGAUUGUCAAAGACCGGGUUGGCACCAUGACCCGAGAUAUUGUGAUUGGAGAUGAAUUACCAGAUUGGGUGGGGGCCAAGGAGUUCUAUCAGAAGUAUGAUCCCAAGGAGGUGAUAGGCAGAGGGGUGAGCAGUGUGGUGCGCAGAUGUGUGCACAAAUAUACAGGACAGGAGCUGGCUGUGAAGAUUAUAGAGAUCACAGCAGAGAAGAUGACAGCACAGCAACUGGAGGAGGUGAAGACCUCUACUCUAAAGGAGAUUCAAGUCCUCAACACUGUGAAAGGACAUUCCUCUAUAAUCACUCUUAUUGAUUGCUACGAGUCAACUACCUUCAUAUUUUUGGUGUUUGAUCUGAUGAAAAGGGGGGAGCUUUUUGACUACCUCACAGAAAAGGUCACUCUAAGUGAAAAGGAGACCAGGUGUAUGAUGCGAGCCCUCCUGGAAGCUGUCCAAUACCUUCACUCACUUAACAUAGUCCACCGAGACCUCAAACCUGAAAACGUUCUUCUAGAUGACCAAGGACACAUCAAGCUGUCUGACUUUGGAUUCUCUGUCGUACUUGAGCCAGGAGAGAAACUUAGAGAGCUGUGUGGAACACCAGGUUACCUUGCACCGGAAAUAUUGAAAUGCUCCAUGGAUGAGAUGCAUCCAGGAUAUGGAAAGGAAGUUGACCUCUGGGCAUGCGGGGUGAUCCUGUUCACCUUGCUGGCGGGCUCGCCUCCGUUCUGGCACAGGAAACAGCUGCUGAUGCUCAGGGUGAUCAUGGAGGGCCGCUACCAGUUCAACUCCCCGGAGUGGGACGACAGGUCGGACACCGUCAAAGACCUGAUAUCCAGGCUCCUGGUUGUGGACCCAGCUCUGCGUCUUACUGCUGAGCAGGCCUUGGCCCAUUCCUUCUUCAGGCAGUACCAAAAGGACGAUGUGCGGCUCUUCAGUCCCAGGAAGACAUUCAGGGUGCUGAUCCUGAGCGUGCUGGCUUGUAUCAGGAUGUACUGUCGCUACCGCAGGAGCAGGCCGCUCACGCGGGAGGUCCUGGCCAGGGACCCGUACUCCUUACGGGGCGUACGCAAACUUAUCGACGGCUGCGCCUUCCGGAUCUACGGCCACUGGGUGAAGAAGGGGGAGGAGCAGAACCGAGCUGCGCUGUUCCAGAACACCUCUAAGAUAAUGCUGCUGGGUUUGGAGGACUUUGAAACCUAAAGGUCACGCUGUUCUCCUUCUUGACUGCAUUGGGUUUUAUGUUGUUUUACAACCUGUCUUGUGUAUUUUAAUAUGAGUGUAGGUUGUUGUGUUGCUAUUUGUCUGUGUACUGGUAACUGCUGAUUAAAGUACAAUAUGAGGAAUUCAGGGACCCGAGGCCUUUUCUAGCCUAAUGCGCACAAUGGCUUGUUAUUUAUAGAUAGUCGGGAUAGAUUUUGGAAUAUCUGAUAUUAACUGUUGGGUCAGAGAGAGAGAGAGAGAGCUAUUGGUAACUCCUCCUAGCAGGCAAUGUUUUUAGAAGAAAGAAUUCAUGACUAAGCCACUGUAUGCAGUACACACUUUAAAAAGUUACAAAGUAUUUAUAAUCUGUUAAUCACUUGUUUACAGACAGCUUAUGAAUCAGUAAUAAACUUCUCAGUGGUGAGUGGUUGUACUGUAUGUUUAAAACCCUUUAUAAUGACCUCAAUCGAGAAUACUUUCUAUAUGUAUGUGUACAUGUAUACAAUAUUUGUAUUAAAGGGAUGCAUAUUUCCGUUUUCACAUACUUAGUUAUAUAUUCUCUUUCAGAACAUACAAUUAGCCCACGAUACAUUGUAACAUGUUGAUGUGGCAUGUAACACCAGUUAAUACUACCAAUAUUAUACCUUUCCAUUCCUGUAGUUCGAAGUUCUCUACUAAAUGUUCCUUUUUCAGAGCAAACAUUUCUUUUACCACUAAGUCUUGAACAAUAAUUGUACAAACAUGAUGUAAUGCGUCUGAUAUUACACAAAAAGA